Messenger RNA from Racocetra fulgida, 132 nucleotides. The record is from the annotation of a GenBank genome assembly. Lineage: Eukaryota; Fungi; Glomeromycota; Glomeromycetes; Diversisporales; Gigasporaceae.
AUGAAAACUGAAAGAGCUAAUGAACCUGACAAAGCAGAAGAAACUGAUGAAGAUGAUGAAGUAGAAGAAGCUGACAAAGCAAAAAAAGUUAAAGAUAUAGAAAAAGUAGAAGAAGUGGUGAAAGCAGAAUGA